Fusarium pseudograminearum CS3096 is the source of this 1107-nucleotide messenger RNA. RefSeq lists its product as uncharacterized. Bases 1 to 1107 code for a protein of 368 amino acids. The record is from RefSeq and is a predicted model, not a curated record. The transcript has 2 exons. NCBI's taxonomy places the organism in Eukaryota, Fungi, Ascomycota, Sordariomycetes, Hypocreales, Nectriaceae.
AUGUCCGGUCGAGUUGUGCCUCAACAAGCCGACAGUGUCCCUGUCAGUGGACUGGCAGAAUUGCACGCCCAUCUCGCCGAGCUACAUCAACCUGGAAACGAACAAGCAUCGCUGAACAACAAGCUCUUUGACGAUGUUGAACUUCAACUCACACCUUCGAAUAUCCCCAUCAUCCAGCCAACUCUUCUCCCUCCGCUGAUGUCUCUUCUCAAAACCACAACACAAGAUCCUACCGUGGUCUUUUCCCUUACCACCAAGCUUCUUUCUCCUCUCUCAUUCACACAGUGUCUCUCCCUAGGUGGAGCUGAAUCCAUUAUUGAGGCUCUCAAGUCGCCUCUUGCAGGCGCAAACCUCCUCGCUCUCAAUAUCCUCCAAAAAGCUGCUAGCAAUGCCAGAGAAGUCGACGCUCUAGCUGCCCAACCUGAAGUUGUCGAGGAGCUACUUCGCACAUGGCUGAGUUCCCCAGAUGCCGAUGUUGGAGGACGCUCUACGAGAGUCUUGGGCAGUCUUCUUGAAACGGAUUGUGAUAUUAUGCCUGAGACACAGCCAACUACGACGAACGGCGUUAACGGUGCUAUUUCUUCGGAAACGGAGCUUGUGAAGCGACAUAUCCCUGGACAUGCCAGCCUUUGGCGCUUGGUUAUUUGGGAUCAUCAUUACCUCGAGAUCAUCGUCUCCCUCUGCCGUCCCGCAACCAUCGACCGACAGGCAACGUUUGCGCAAGAUCGUCUAUUGAGAAUCAUCCCCCGUCUUACCGCCCUUCAUCCUCGUGCGAUGGCCAUAUCUCCAUUUGCAGAUCUACUUCCUCUGCCCGAUUAUGCAGACCAAUCUAUCGGCCAUGGAUUACUGCAGUGGGCGGCGCUGAACAUGGUUGACACAACCGAUGUUCUCAUGCACCAGACUCUUAUUGUCUUCUUUGAGGCGUUUGUGAGCAUUAUGCGGAUUGCAGGCGAGUCGGCCGAGAAAGAUGCCAUCGUGCGCAACGUUGUGAAAACAGCUAUUUCGCAGGAUCAGGAACUGAAACAGUCCUUGGAGAUGCUUCCAAAUCGGACGGUGCAGGAGGAAGCGGAGCCUCUCGCUAAGUAUAUCAGCAGAAUACUGAAUUAA